Messenger RNA from Dama dama (fallow deer), 5343 nucleotides. It is a transcript of the gene TRPM3, whose product is annotated as transient receptor potential cation channel subfamily M member 3. NCBI's taxonomy places the organism in Eukaryota, Metazoa, Chordata, Mammalia, Artiodactyla, Cervidae. The transcript has 27 exons. The coding region runs from base 1 to 5232 and encodes 1743 amino acids. The record is from RefSeq and is a predicted model, not a curated record. Gene Ontology annotation, biological process: monoatomic cation transmembrane transport; protein tetramerization. Gene Ontology annotation, molecular function: monoatomic cation channel activity. Gene Ontology annotation, cellular component: membrane.
AUGCCAGGGCCGUGGGGGACCGUUUAUUUUCUAGGCAUUGCUCAGGUUUGCGGUUUCUGGCUUUCCUGGUGGAAUUUGGAAGGGGUCAUGAAUCAAACUGAUGCUCCUCGACCCCUGAACUGGACCAUCCGGAAGCUGUGCCACGCAGCCUUUCUCCCAUCUGUCAGACUUCUUAAGGCUCAGAAGUCUUGGAUAGAAAGAGCCUUUUAUAAAAGAGAAUGUGUUCACAUCAUCCCCAGCACCAAAGACCCCCAUAGGUGUUGCUGUGGGCGUCUAAUAGGCCAGCAUGUUGGCCUCACUCCUAGUAUCUCGGUUCUUCAGAAUGAGAAAAACGAAAGUCGCCUCUCUCGAAAUGACAUCCAGUCUGAGAAGUGGUCCAUCAGCAAGCACACUCAACUCAGCCCCACCGAUGCUUUUGGGACCAUUGAGUUCCAAGGAGGCGGCCAUUCCAACAAAGCCAUGUAUGUACGAGUAUCUUUCGAUACAAAACCUGAUCUCCUCCUACACCUGAUGACCAAGGAAUGGCAGCUGGAGCUUCCCAAGCUUCUCAUCUCGGUGCAUGGGGGCCUGCAGAACUUUGAACUCCAGCCGAAACUCAAGCAGGUCUUUGGAAAAGGUCUCAUCAAAGCAGCCAUGACAACGGGAGCAUGGAUAUUCACUGGAGGAGUCAACACAGGUGUUAUUCGUCAUGUUGGCGAUGCCUUGAAGGACCAUGCAUCUAAGUCUCGAGGAAAGAUAUGUACCAUAGGUAUCGCCCCUUGGGGAAUUGUGGAAAACCAGGAAGACCUGAUUGGAAGAGAUGUUGUCCGGCCAUAUCAGACCAUGUCCAAUCCCAUGAGCAAGCUCACUGUUCUCAACAGUAUGCAUUCCCACUUCAUUCUGGCCGACAAUGGGACCACUGGAAAGUAUGGAGCAGAGGUGAAACUUAGGAGACAACUGGAAAAGCAUAUUUCACUCCAGAAGAUAAACACAAGAUGCCUGCCGUUUUUCUCUCUUGACUCCCGCUUGUUUUAUUCAUUUUGGGGUAGUUGCCAAUUAGACCCAAUUGGAAUCGGUCAAGGCGUUCCAGUGGUGGCGCUAAUUGUGGAAGGAGGACCCAAUGUGAUCUCAAUUGUCUUGGAAUACCUUCGAGACACCCCUCCUGUGCCCGUUGUUGUCUGUGAUGGGAGUGGACGGGCAUCCGACAUCCUGGCAUUUGGGCAUAAAUAUUCAGAAGAAGGCGGACUUAUAAAUGAAUCUUUGAGGGACCAGCUAUUGGUAACCAUCCAGAAGACUUUCACAUACACCCGAACCCAAGCUCAGCACCUCUUCAUCAUCCUCAUGGAGUGCAUGAAGAAGAAAGAACUGAUUACAGUAUUUCGGAUGGGAUCAGAAGGACACCAGGACAUUGAUUUAGCCAUCCUGACAGCUUUGCUCAAAGGAGCCAACGCCUCAGCCCCAGACCAACUGAGCUUAGCUUUAGCCUGGAACAGAGUCGACAUCGCCCGCAGCCAGAUCUUUAUUUAUGGGCAACAGUGGCCGGUGGGGUCUCUGGAGCAAGCCAUGUUGGAUGCCUUAGUUCUGGACAGAGUGGAUUUUGUGAAAUUACUUAUAGAGAAUGGAGUAAGCAUGCAUCGUUUUCUCACCAUCUCCAGACUAGAGGAAUUGUACAAUACGAGACAUGGGCCCUCAAACACAUUGUACCACUUGGUCAGGGAUGUCAAAAAGCGAGAAUAUCCAGGUUUCGGUUGGAUCUAUUUUAAGGGGAACCUGCCACCAGACUACAGAAUCAGCCUGAUCGAUAUUGGCCUGGUGAUCGAGUACCUGAUGGGAGGGGCUUAUCGCUGCAACUACACGCGCAAGCGCUUCCGGACGCUCUACCACAAUCUCUUUGGCCCAAAGAGGCCCAAAGCCUUGAAACUGUUGGGAAUGGAGGAUGAUGUUCCUUUGAGGCGAGGAAGAAAGACAACCAAGAAGCGUGAAGAAGAGGUGGACAUUGACUUGGAUGACCCUGAGAUCAACCACUUCCCUUUCCCUUUUCAUGAACUGAUGGUGUGGGCCGUCCUGAUGAAGCGGCAGAAGAUGGCCCUAUUCUUCUGGCAGCAUGGCGAGGAGGCCAUGGCCAAGGCCCUGGUGGCCUGUAAGCUCUGCAAAGCCAUGGCCCACGAGGCUUCUGAGAACGACAUGGUAGAUGACAUCUCUCAGGAGCUGAACCACAACUCCAGGGACUUUGGCCAGCUGGCCGUGGAGCUCCUGGACCAGUCCUACAAGCAGGAUGAGCAGCUGGCCAUGAAACUGCUGACGUAUGAACUGAAGAACUGGAGCAAUGCCACGUGCCUACAGCUUGCGGUAGCUGCCAAGCACCGUGACUUCAUCGCGCACACGUGUAGCCAGAUGUUGCUCACAGACAUGUGGAUGGGUCGGCUCCGGAUGCGCAAGAACUCAGGCCUCAAGGUAAUUCUGGGAAUUCUACUUCCUCCUUCAAUUCUCAGCUUGGAGUUCAAGAACAAAGAUGACAUGCCCUAUAUGACUCAGGCCCAGGAAAUCCACCUGCAAGAGAAGGAGCAAGAAGAACCAGAGAAGCCCACGAAGGAAAAAGACGAAGAGGACAUGGAACUGACAGCAAUGUUGGGAAGAAACAACGGGGAGUCCUCCAGGAAGAAGGAUGAAGAAGAAGUUCAGAGCAGACACCGGUUAAUCCCCCUGGGCAGAAAAAUCUAUGAAUUCUACAAUGCACCCAUUGUGAAGUUCUGGUUCUACACUCUGGCGUACAUCGGAUACUUGAUGCUGUUCAACUAUAUCGUGCUAGUGAAGAUGGAGCGCUGGCCUUCUACCCAGGAAUGGAUCGUCAUUUCCUAUAUUUUCACCCUGGGAAUAGAAAAGAUGAGAGAGAUUUUGAUGUCAGAGCCAGGAAAGUUGCUGCAAAAAGUGAAGGUGUGGUUGCAAGAGUACUGGAAUGUCACAGACCUCAUAGCGAUCCUUCUGUUCUCUGUUGGAAUGAUUCUUCGUCUCCAAGACCAACCCUUCAGGAGUGAUGGGAGGGUCAUCUAUUGUGUGAACAUCAUUUAUUGGUACAUUCGUCUAUUAGACAUCUUCGGCGUGAACAAGUAUUUGGGCCCAUAUGUGAUGAUGAUUGGAAAAAUGAUGAUAGACAUGAUGUACUUUGUCAUCAUUAUGCUGGUGGUGCUCAUGAGUUUUGGGGUCGCCAGGCAAGCCAUUCUCUUUCCCAAUGAGGAGCCAUCAUGGAAACUGGCCAAGAACAUCUUCUACAUGCCCUACUGGAUGAUUUAUGGGGAAGUGUUUGCGGACCAGAUAGACCCUCCCUGUGGACAGAAUGAGACUCGAGAGGAUGGUAAAAUAAUCCAACUGCCCCCCUGCAAGACAGGAGCCUGGAUCGUGCCGGCCAUCAUGGCCUGCUACCUCCUAGUGGCAAACAUCCUGCUGGUCAACCUCCUCAUCGCUGUCUUUAACAAUACAUUUUUUGAGGUAAAAUCAAUAUCCAAUCAAGUGUGGAAGUUCCAGAGGUAUCAGCUCAUCAUGACUUUCCAUGAAAGGCCUGUUCUGCCCCCACCUCUGAUCAUAUUCAGCCACAUGACCAUGAUAUUCCAGCACCUGUGUUGCCGAUGGAGGAAACACGAGAGUGACCCAGAUGAAAGGGACUAUGGCCUGAAACUCUUCAUAACUGAUGAUGAGCUCAAGAAAGUACAUGAUUUUGAAGAGCAGUGCAUAGAGGAAUAUUUCAGAGAAAAGGAUGAUCGAUUCAACUCGUCCAAUGAUGAGAGGAUACGAGUGACUUCAGAAAGGGUGGAGAAUAUGUCCAUGCGGCUGGAGGAAGUCAACGAGAGGGAGCACUGCAUGAAGGCCUCACUCCAGACUGUGGACAUCCGGCUGGCACAGCUCGAGGACCUCAUCGGGCGCAUGGCCACAGCCCUGGAGCGCCUGACGGGCCUGGAGCGGGCUGAAUCCAACAAAAUCCGCUCGCGGACCUCCUCGGACUGCACAGAUGCAGCCUACAUUGUCCGCCAGAGCAGCUUCAACAGCCAGGAGGGGAACACCUUCAAGCUCCAAGAGAGUAUAGACCCUGCAGGUGAGGAGACCUUGUCCCCAACUUCUCCAACCUUAAUGCCCCGUAUGCGAAGCCAUUCUUUCUAUUCAGUCAAUAUGAAAGACAGAGGUGGGAUAGAAAAGUUGGAGAGUCUUUUUAAAGAAAGGUCCCUGAGCCUACACCGGGCUACUAGUUCCCACUCUGUAGCAAAAGAAUCCAAAGCUCCUGCAGUCCCUGCAAACACCUUGGCCAUUGUUCCCGACUCCAGAAGACCAUCUUCAUGUAUAGACAUCUAUGUCUCUGCCAUGGAUGAGCUCCACUGUGAUAUAGACCCACUGGACAAUUCCGUGAACAUCCUGGGGCUGGGAGAACCAAGCUUUUCGGCUCCAGUACCUUCCGCGGCUCCUUCAAGUAGUGCCUAUGUGACUCUUGCACCCACAGACAGACCACCAAGCCGGAGCAUUGAUUUUGAGGACGUCACCUCCAUGGACACUAGAUCUUUUUCUUCAGACUAUACCCACCUCCCAGAAUGCCAAAACCCAUGGGACACUGACCCUCCAAUGUACCACACCAUUGAGCGUUCCAAAAGUAGCCGCUACCUAGCCACCACCCCCUUUCUUCUAGAAGAAGCCUCCAUCGUGAAAUCACAUAGCUUUAUGUUUUCUCCUUCGAGGAGCUGCUAUGCCAACUUUGGGGUGCCCAUGAAAACAGCAGAAUAUACAAGUAUUACAGACUGUAUUGACACGCGAUGUGUCAAUGCCCCUCAAGUGAUUGCUGACAGAGCCAGCUUCCCGGGCGGUCUUGGGGGAAAAGUGGAGGAAUCGUGCUGCCAUCCCGAGCGAGAGGCAGAGCUGAGUCACCCCAGCUCUGAUGGUGAGGAGAAUGAGGCCAAGGGCCGGAGAGCCACGAUCACAAUGACCCCCCAGGAGGGUGAUAAUUCCGACAGAACCCUGUCCAACAACAUCACAGUUCCCAAGGUAGAGCGCGCCAACAGUUACUCAGCAGAGGGGACAAGCACACCGUACGCACGUACCAGGAAGAGCUUCUCCAUCAGUGACAAACUCGACAGGCAGCGGAACACGGCAAGCCUGAGAAACCCCUUCCAGAGGAGUAAGUCCUCCAAGCCGGAGGGCCGAGGGGACAGUCUGUCCAUGAGGAGACUCUCCCGAAUGUCUGCUUUUCACAGCUUUGAAAGCAAGCACAACUAAACCUUCUAAUAAGUUUUGCAGGAGGCUCAAGAAUCCAGCCCUCAAAUUCUCCCUGAAAUUCACCGGUUCCCGUUUCUAGAAACUCACCUGCUUUAUUCUUAGCUGAGCAAA